This is a messenger RNA of Corythoichthys intestinalis (scribbled pipefish), 5217 nucleotides long. Its product is annotated as cyclin-dependent kinase 17-like. The record is from RefSeq and is a predicted model, not a curated record. The transcript has 16 exons. Bases 1280 to 2800 code for a protein of 506 amino acids. NCBI's taxonomy places the organism in Eukaryota, Metazoa, Chordata, Actinopteri, Syngnathiformes, Syngnathidae. Gene Ontology annotation, molecular function: cyclin-dependent protein serine/threonine kinase activity; ATP binding. Gene Ontology annotation, biological process: neuron projection development; protein phosphorylation; exocytosis. Gene Ontology annotation, cellular component: synaptic vesicle; nucleus; cytoplasm.
AUGAAUGAACAUACUACAAUAUUUUAACAUGGUGUAGUAAGUAGUAAGUGUAGUAAGUGAUGUCAUGGUCUAGCAAGAUAUACUGUGGAUCACACUGGAGUGGUAAUGGAAUCUGUUGUCAUGCUGCUCAUGCUAUCUGAUGAUUUUGGAAAAAAAACUCUUAGGACUAUGUCUUGGCUUAAUUUUUGCCUUUUAAUAUUCCCAUGUUCUCACAUGUUUUGUACCCUCUACAAUGCUGUUUUUACUGGACCACAUAGUAUCUGUAUGCACAGUAGCACAUGUCAGGUGUAUCUGUGCACGUCUACCAGUAAUGGAUUGGGUUUCAGGUCGAGAAGAGAACCAUUGAAGUGGAAAGAAGGUAACAGAGCAUGUAUCAGUGCAAAGAUGCACACUGAAACUAGUGAUUUUUUUUACAUGUGUACUGCAAAGAUAAUCCAAGGAGACAUCAAAGGUGAAUAAAAAUAAAGAAGUUGAUCAUGCAGAAAAUAAUGCGACUGCUGCCCCCCUCCCACCCGCCUCUCACGAAUGGGAAAAACACUCUUCGUGGACCCAGGUUGAUGAGAGCAGAAGGGAAGAGCUGUUGAGAUGGUCAGAUGGAGAGAAAAAUAGAGACAAAGAUUGGUAUCACUUGAGAGAGAGGAGGGUAUUGGCAAGGUGAAGGGAGGGAGCUGGAUGACUAACAUUGAAAGCACUGAUAGAGCGCCAAAGGCAAGAAGGAAGACAUCAAGCGAGGGGAGUGGAAAGAGGGAGAGGCUGAAUAGAUGGUGCGAUGAAUAGAGGAGGACGAGGCAGAGACGUGACAGAGAGAGGAAGAAGAGCGGGACAUUGGGAUAUUGCAAAUGAUAAAACAACAUUGGUGUGAAGAGAAGAGCUGGCCAUCACAGAGUUAAGACAUAAGAAAGUCUCUUCAGGAUGACUUGCAAAUUCGGAGAGAAAAUCACCUGUCAUGUUUUUUCUUCUUAUGUUUUUUCAGAUUGUGACUGCAGCGUUUUGCAUGCCUGCACUGUUUGACCUUAGUCAGCGAGCAGAGUGUGACUGCAGGGAAAAGGAGGGAAGCAUAAAAGGGAGUGUCUACGGGUACAACUAGUAAAGUAGACUAUUAGCUGAGGGAGUUGUUGCAUCAAUAGGGGACAGAUCGCUUUAUCUUGCCCUCCCACUUACAAAAAUGUUAUUGUCUUGCAUGUCUCAACUGGAAGUACUAAGCAGUCUGAAGAUUGGACUGGACUGAAGAUUUUAGAUAUUUAUUUGGAUUUUUGAUAACAAUACUCCUCUCGGAGCGAUGGAUAUGUCAGGCAACCCUAAAGGGAGUCCUGGAAGUGGUCCUGGGUUGGGAGACCCUCGGAUGGUGGAGGUUAGAAUGGGGGAGAGAGACCAACCAUUAAGGAUGUCACCCUUCCGUAUGCUUCGAAUGCUUGAUUCAUGCCGCACUCCGGGAAGUCGUAUUGGUAUUGUCCAUGAGAAUGUGAAGAUGGGUUCAGACGGGGAGAGCGAUCAAGCUUCCGGAACGUCCUCUGAUGAGGUCCAGAGUCCAGUCAGGGUCCGUAUGAGGAACAACCACCACCGACGCAUCUCUAAUGAGGACAUAAAUAAACGUCUGUCUCUCCCAGCUGAUAUCAGGCUACCGGAGGGCUACUUAGAGAAGUUUGCCAUGAACAGCCCGCCCUUUGACAAGCCCAUGAGCCGCAGGCUACGACGCGCUUCAUUGUCUGAAAUUGGCUUCGGAAAACUUGAGACCUACAUCAAACUAGACAAAUUAGGGGAGGGAACAUAUGCUACUGUUUUUAAGGGGCGAAGCAAACUAACAGACAACUUGGUAGCUCUGAAAGAGAUCCGACUGGAGCACGAAGAGGGUGCACCGUGCACGGCCAUCAGAGAAGUGUCUCUACUGAAAGACUUGAAGCACGCCAAUAUUGUCACUCUCCAUGACAUUAUCCACACUGACAAGUGCCUGACACUCGUUUUUGAGUAUCUAGAAAAAGAUCUGAAACAGUACAUGGAUGACUGUGGAAGCAUAAUGAGUGUACACAACGUCAAGAUCUUCCUAUUCCAGUUGUUGAGAGGUCUUGCCUACUGCCAUCGAAGGAAGGUCCUCCACAGGGACCUCAAACCCCAGAAUCUACUCAUUAAUGAGAAAGGGGAGCUGAAACUCGCAGACUUUGGUUUGGCACGCGCCAAGUCUGUCCCCACAAAGACCUACUCAAAUGAAGUAGUGACUUUAUGGUACCGACCUCCAGAUGUGCUUCUAGGCUCCACUGAGUACUCUACGCCCAUAGACAUGUGGGGCGUAGGCUGCAUCUUUUAUGAAAUGAUCACUGGAAGGCCUCUUUUCCCUGGAUCAACCGUGGAGGAUGAACUUCACCUCAUAUUUCGUAUCCUCGGCACCCCCACAGAAGAAACCUGGCCUGGCAUCAGCACCAGUGAAGAGUUUAAGACAUAUAAUUUCCCCAAAUAUACUGCAGAACCGCUUGUUAACCACGCUCCUAGGAUAGACAACGAUGGUCACGACCUCCUCUCAGUGCUCCUGCAGUUCGAGGCAAAAAAGCGAGUGUCAGCCGAGGAUGCUCUCAGACAUGCAUAUUUCAGAACUCUUGGCGAGCAGGUUCAAAUCCUGGCUGACACUGCGUCAAUCUUCUCUGUAAAAGGUGUUCAGCUCCAAAAAGACCCUGGGAAGAGAACCUCAGUCUACCCAGAGUCAACGAUGGCCCAUAAGCUAGGCUCCGCACCCUCGCAGUACUUCCAGAGAGAAGCAGCCAAUCCCAGGCCUCAGAGUCACAAUCUGUCCUCCACUUCUACUGGCUGAGUGGCCGCUAACAUUCUGCUCAGGGGAAGGGCAGACGACAGAGUGUGUUGUUCUAGCCGUGUUGGAUGGUCCCAGAAGCAAGGAAGUCCGUGACUGAAGGAGCUUACCGUUCUGACACAAACUUUCAGCGAUCAUACCACGCGCAGUGAAGGACCGACACACUCACAUUCAAAGAAAAAUGAUUCCCAUGUCCACAUAGAAAUGUGAACAGAACAGAUGUGGGACUGAAAAUUUCAUACACAACUCAAGAAUAAUGCCCCCGAGGACAGGAAAAAAGACAAAUCUGAAAUUUGUCUAAUCACAAAGGAGAAUAGUGGGAGUUUGUGAUUUUCCAUGCUGCUAUUACUGCUGCUGUCCAGAUGAGGGCAGUGCUAAUGUUGGCCAGAACCGAACUUAAACUUGAAGAAAGAGUAAUGACAUUGGCCCGAAUUCAUCUGAACUUCCUCAAUCUUUCUCUUCCCACUCUCUUGGACUAUUGCUGUACAUAAACAGACUGAGCUCUUUUGUCAAGGAAUGCCUCAGCCUCAAUUCAAACUAAAAAUAUUGCACCUCACCUUGACCCUUUAUUAUAUAAUCUCUAAAAGACACACGGAAACACACACAAAUACACACAUAUUAGCUUCAUUUUCUAGCUCCAUGUCGCUGGCUUUUGCGCACACACAAACGCUACCACUUUUAUUUCACUUGAAAGUCCAGUGUGUGUAUCAGUGGAGUUUACAGAGAUGAAAUUUAGCACCUUAUUACUGUCCUGUAGAGGUCAGGGACACUGUCAAUAUGGUACUUUACCUCAUCUGUCCGAGUUGGGUUGUAAGUACGCCGGAGAUAUUAGGGUAUGAUGAAUCUAAAUGAUAAACCAAAAAAUAAAACCACUUAUUAUUGGAAGUCAUUCUAAUCAUUGACACUGUAAAGCUCCAGUAAACAACUUGUUAGGACAAUGAGUUCAAGAAAGUGUACAAGUCCUCACCUGCUUAUCCUUAGAUACCCUUUGCCUUGACUCACAACUUAUUGUGUUUGAUACUACAGGCGUUGUUGUUGAACUGUUCUUUGCACCUAAUUUUACCUCUUUGGAUCACUAGUAGUUGAUUCAACAUCCCAAUCCUCUCCAGACCAGCAGCUCCAUGUGCAGUGUCUAUUUUUACACUUGACUUUAUUCCUAUUUGUAUAUAAGAUCUUACUUUGUACUUCUCAGAAGCAAUGGUAUUUCCAACAAAUGGUAUUUCUCAGUCUUUGCUGUGCUCCCGCUGUUAUAGUUGGCCACUGGCUGGGAACGUGUUGCACAUUCCUUGAGCUCAGGACUUAAUUGCUUGUGUUGUUUUGUGGGUGCUGCAAGGUGUUGGCUGAACCUCUGUGAAUCCCUAUUAGAGCAGAAAAUGUUGCCCCCAAUUCCUUUGCAAGGCUUUACUUAUGAAGUAUAUUUCUGCAUUGAUGCACCAGUUUUGUGUGUUCCCUAUUUUCUGUUCUUUAGACUCCAAUCAGACUACCUAGUUUAUAUCUUAUCCAUCUCAAAGUAUGUUUGUGCAUUCCACAUGUCCAUGUAUCCAUAUGGUAUGUUAAAUUGCAGGAAAAGGAACAUCACCUGUGCGAGGUUGCAUGGCAUGUAAGCUAAUAAUCAUUGCUGACAUUGACCCCAACAAAAUGAAAAAAGGAUUUGACAACAAUGUGAUUUGGUGCUUUGGGACCAGAUAACAACUUGAGUGUAUUCUGUACACAUUAGUCUGUAGAAGCAGAUCGCCGGGUCGUUAACGGGACUUGAAGCCCUCUGACACAAUGUUGUUUUGUAUUUCUUGCUGCCAGGAACCUCCAAGCACACAAAUGCUUCACACACCAAUAAAUCCACCCAUCAACAUGUACUGUUUUGCUGAGAUGGAUUAUGAGUAUACAAGUAGAUUGGAGUGUCACGUUUGUCUGGCGCUGAACUGGGAUGGCCUUGGACCGAGACGCCAUCCCAGUUCCGUGCCGGCUGGGGCACUCCCCAACUAAGUGCGUGGCAGUAUGUAGCAUGUACAUAGAUGAUCGCUCACUUUGUAAAUAUAGAGAAGUGUAUAGGUUUGAUACAGCUAUUCACAUUCUGACCUUUUGUGUUUGUUUAAUGGAAGUCAUAGCAAUAUUUCUGUAAUCAAUUAAAAGCCAAGAUAGGGAGUAAUAAUGGGAUGUUGAUUAUAAAAAGGGGUGACUGUGAAUGAUUAAACUGUGAGUCUUGAGAAAGAAAGCGAGAAGGACAUUGGUCUUAUUUUUUUGCUGUUUAACAUGCAAACAGUUUUGAUUAAUUGGAUUUUAGGAAGAGUCGCUAAAAAAACACCUAUUUUUGGGUGAUUCCAGUGAAAGCCAUAAUGGUAAGGUGAUGAAGGUCUUGUGCUGAGUUUUUGCUAAAGGAGUAAAAAGAGACAUGACACCACGUUAUAAAAUAAAAAUUGUGU